Messenger RNA from Lodderomyces theae, 1455 nucleotides. It is a transcript of the gene TGL99, whose product is annotated as Tgl99p. Lineage: Eukaryota; Fungi; Ascomycota; Pichiomycetes; Serinales; Debaryomycetaceae. The record is from RefSeq and is a predicted model, not a curated record. The transcript has a single exon. Gene Ontology annotation, biological process: lipid metabolic process. The coding region runs from base 1 to 1455 and encodes 484 amino acids.
AUGCCAGCAAAUACCAGAAUAUCAACAUUGUCAACCAUAUUCAACAUCUUUGUCCUACUUCUGAAAAUCACAAUCCUAUUCCUCAAGUCUUUAGUAGGACUCAGUACAUAUGAUCGUCGCGAGAAGGCCCCUGUUUGCAAGGACAAGACCGAGCUUUAUGAGCAGGUAAUCGCGGCAAGAGACUUUAGUGAAAUUGUAUCAGCAUCGGGCUACAGAGCUAGAGAGCAUGUGGUGACGACAAGAGACGGUUACUUGCUUGUUGUUCACAAGUUGGAAAAGAAAAAUUGCUUUACAUUAACAACGAGACCAAAAGCAGUAGUAUAUCUACAUCAUGGCCUUUUAACCAAUUCGGAGCUCUGGGUACUUGGGUCAACAAAACAGAAAACACUACCGUACUUACUUGUUGAUGCAGGGUACGAUGUGUAUCUAGGGAACAACAGAGGCAACAAAUAUUCGAGGAAGCACUUGAAUCUAUCAGCUUCUGACCCACUGUUCUGGGAUUUUUCGUUGGAUGAGUUUUCGUACUUUGACAUCCCAGAUACAAUUGAGUAUAUUCGAAAGUUGUAUGAGUACAAGGAACGUGCAGGGAUAACUGGACCGAGUUCUAACAACGCGGUGUCUGGUGACGGGUCACUCAAGCCACCUUCCUUUCUGAGCUCGUCUACCACAUUGUCGAGCUACGAAACCCAAGACCCCAUUGACAUAGUUUACGUUGGGUUCUCACAAGGCUGCUCCCAGCUUAUAGCAAGUUUAAGUCUUUAUCCAGAGCUCAACUCUAAAAUCAAGUUAUUCAUUGGCUUGUCCCCUGCAAUCAUUCCACUGAACUUGAACCAUCCCGUUUUUAAACUAAUAGUCAAUCAGACAGCGGCAGAUAACAGGUUCUUGUACAGCAUAUUUGGUCGUCGUGCCAUAAUGCCUAGUGUAUCAUUUUGGUCUACGAUAUUUGGUGCGAAAUUGUACGAAAGAGUUGUGGACAAGUCGCUUUCCUUGUUGUUUGGAUGGACUGGGGAAAACAUCAGCCAAGAUCAGAAGCGGAUGGGAUAUCCCCACAUGUUUUCCAACUCUCUGGUCAAGUCCUUAGUCCACUGGUUUCAAAUAAUAAAAGCCGAAAGAUUUCAGAUGUUUGAUGAGACUUGCUCGUGUGGACUAACUAAAUUGAGUUCGUUGUCGGGUAAAUCGAAGGAAAAGGGAAACAGAGUGACUCCAUUUCCUAUAGCCGACCACUUGAAUGUUCCCAUGUACAUGUUUUACGGUGACGCGGAUAUAUUGGUUGAUAUCGAAAAGACCAGGACUUUAAUUGUUGAUGGUAAUCCCUUAAUGCGAGAUAAAUUGAAGGUUGAGUUGUGUAGAAGCUAUGAGCACAUGGACACGUUAUGGGGGAGUUGUGUUUACGAAGAUGUUUUCGAAAAGAUUUUAAAGGAGUUGGAUAACUUCGAUGGAGUGUCUAGUUCUUAA